Messenger RNA from Acanthocheilonema viteae, 2736 nucleotides. Lineage: Eukaryota; Metazoa; Nematoda; Chromadorea; Rhabditida; Onchocercidae. The record is from the annotation of a GenBank genome assembly.
AUGGAGAACGAUCAAUCUGAAGAUGGAGUACUUUCUGACCCAUUUCAAAAAAUGUCGAAGCAUAUGAAUGAGCGUGUGCAUUGGUUUAUAGCGGGAGUGGUGCUCGGACAAACGGCACUACAUCUUGCUUUGAGGCGUUCAUAUAUCGAUAUUGCACUGCUUCUGAUAACGAAAGGUUGCAAAUUGGAUAUACAAGAUAAGAAUGGUGACACGGCUCUGCACAUCGCCUCUCGUAUCGGACUUCUGUCGGCUGUUCAAACGCUUUGUCAUCUUGGCGCUCUUGUGGACGUUGUUAAUCAGAAAUCAUUGACACCGCUGCAUCUCGCUGCUAAAGAAGGUCAUAUUGAAAUUGUUCGCUGUUUAUGCUUGUUUGGCGCCAAUGUUCUUCGGAAAAAUAAGGACGGACUUACAGCUGAGAUUAUCGCGCUAGCUCAAGAGCAUACUCAAAUUGGUACACUUUUAGCGAAAAUGAAAUUAGAUCAAACACGUGAUGCCUAUGUGGAACAGUUAUAUCCUUUGGAAAUUUCAUUACGUCGAAUUAAGUUAAAAGUAUUCGGGCAUGCUGGUGUCGGUAAAACCCGACUGAUAUGUUCCCUUCAGAGUGGAAGCAUGAUUGGAUCCAUAAUUGGAGCCGUUCAGCGACGUUUUUCAGAUAAUCCAUCUCCUUCCUCUUCAAUGACAACAUCAAAUCCCUCGCAAGAUGAAGGGAUGAAUUCGUUUGAUGAUUCAUUGGAGUCGAACAACAAUAUGAAAGAUGGCCGAAGGCGGGUAGUGCCACACUUGCAGUAUACUCGCGGAAUUGAUGUGCAAAAUGUCAUGCUGCAAGGAUGUGGUGAAUUUUCGGUCUGGGAAUUCGGUGGUUACGAACCAUAUCAUAUGGCAUAUGAUCAUUUUGUUGGCAAUACUGACUGUGUUCAUGUAAUUGUAUAUCGUUGUAUCGAUCCGACAGAGAUACAAUACAAACAAGUGCUUUAUUGGAUGAACUUCUUGAAGGGACGGGUCACCCCAAGUGAACCGAUUGGACAUUGCGGAAUCAUUUCACGAAGGAGCAAAGUAAUAAUAAUUGGCAGUCACGCUACUCCAGUACUUUUUCCGCAAAGGAAUAGCGAUGGCGAUUAUAUAUCAUCGGAUGGUGAUGCAAUGCUGAAAACUGUUCGCUUACGUUUCGAAACACACUUUGAUAUACACGAUCAAUUAAUUUUACUCAAUUCCACUCAAAAUAAUUGUCCAGGGAUUAAAUCACUCAAAACAUAUCUUUCAAAAGCACGCGAGUCCAUACUUUCGAGGUUGCAAAAGCCUUUGGGCCUAUUAGACACGACGAUACAAUACAUUGCCGGCGUACGUAAGCAGCAUGCUUUUUUUCCGGUGAUAACAUGGCCACAUUUUACUACUUUAGUACGGAAUGAGGUGAAUUCAUUGGCUAGUGAUAACCACUGCAGACAGUUAAUCCAGCAAUUGCAGCUUAUUGGCGAGGUCGUUUAUUUACGGGAUGAGGUAUCAGAACUGGAUUACGUCGUAUUGUCACCAGAAUGGCUUGGUACCCAUGUGUUGGGCAAUCUCCUUUCCGCAGAAUUUCUUUCACGUUGUCGUAUGAAUGGUUGUUAUUCGGUGGAUGAUUUUGCACCAAUUUAUCCGGAAAUUUCCGAUCUAGCUGAUUUACUACGGAUUUUGGACACACUACAACUGUGUGCGCCUACUGAUUCUGAUGGUGAAGCGGAAUUUGAAUUCCCAGCCUUUAAUACUUUGGAUCCUCCGAAAGAUAUUUGGCAACGUGACCGGCCAACUUAUGUUUACGGCGGAGUACGGGUUUUACCAAUGCGUGGAAUGGAGCGUUCACUUCAGAGCACUUUUCCGCGGAUACAAGUCGCACUACGUCGAUCGAUGCAUGAUUUUCAGGCCAGUCGUUUAGAUCGUUUUGAUCCGAUGGACGCAGAUCUGAUGCAGUGGAACAAUUGCAGCAAGAUGAGUUCUGGCCAAAUGGAAGCUUUAAUUCGCUUACACGGUGAUGCAGUCGAAAUUCAAGUACGCGGUCCAUGUGAAAUAGCUACAUCAUGCUUUUAUUUUCUGGAGGACAUAACUAAUCUUGUGGAGCAAACAGCUCAAGAAGUAGCACCAGGCAUUUCACUUGAAAGGCACUUCCUUUCUCCAAAACAUCUAAGAGAACACUUCGUGAAUCCGGCUAUUUAUGCUCCGGAAACAAUUAUGGCGAUGCAGCAGGCGGAAUCGUUAACCAUUCGUAAUAAUCAGGAAGGCGAUGAACUGUUUACAGAUGUUGUAUGUUUCGGAUCAAGAGAUGUAGCUUCUCUGCUGACGCUUGGUAUCGAUGUUGGAGUUGCACAACUACAACUUGCAUCUCGUUGCGAAUUAGCUGCGCUUUUGGAUCCUUCAGAUGCGAUGGGCAGAGAUUGGUCUAUCCUGGCGGUGAAAUUAAAUCUCACUGAUCAGCUGCCGGAAGUAGAUUCGACAGGACAAAGUCUUUCGAGAACUGACCAACUUUUAGCUGAAUGGGCGUUGCAAUGCCCAGAAACAGCAACUGUUGGUCGAUUGUGUACUGUUCUGGAGGAACUUGGAAGACAGGAUGCUCGCGAUGCUCUUUACAGGACUGUUCCGCUGUAUUUGUUUGCUCCGAUGGACGAGCAACCGGUGGUACAUUUAACGGAAUACGGUGAUUCGGGUGUGGUUUCUUCAACGCAGUCGACUAUUGAUCCACGCUCUGCCUCAACUCUGUCACGAUAA